Monoraphidium neglectum is the source of this 2277-nucleotide messenger RNA. RefSeq lists its product as hypothetical. Bases 1 to 2277 code for a protein of 758 amino acids. The record is from RefSeq and is a predicted model, not a curated record. The transcript is spliced from 8 exons. Lineage: Eukaryota; Viridiplantae; Chlorophyta; Chlorophyceae; Sphaeropleales; Selenastraceae.
AUGACUACUCGCAGCCAGCAGCCUGGCAGCGGGCGAGUGGCCCUGGCGGUCGUGCUGGCAGCGGUGCUGGCGCAGUUCGCUGCCGCCCAGACGUGCUACCCGGGGGCCAUCUCCACACCCGACACCAACUUUGACGUCCAGUUCUCCUCCAAGGUCCUCAACACAACUCUCAGCUACAUCAAGAAGCCCAAGACGACCUACAACAGGUACUGCUUCAACGUGAACGCGGCCAGCCCCUGCAACUCGAGCGCGAUCUGCUGCAAGACCAACGCCGUCACCAGGCUGAGCGCCGUGUCUAUUGCAAUUGUGCCAACCUGCAUCGUGAAGGGGCUGACCAGCAACGUAUCCCUCUCGACCCCGGAGGGCGCCAACGCCAAGUCGGCUUUCGGUUUCAAGAUCAACAAGGCGUCCAAGAGUGCAGCCGCUAACAUCAAGAUCGCGCCCACCAGCGCAACGGCAAAGUCUCUUGGCAGCUCAAUCGUGUGCAUCAACCUGCCAGCCGCCGCCGGUCUUUGCAACACAGUUGACAAGCUGUGCGGAGCCUCGACGUGCAAGAUUAACGUGACCACCACCAAGUUCAAGCCGGCCAGCCUCACCAAGCCCAAGUCGCUGCCAUGCUGCCUCGCGGGCAACGUGAACAUCCUGCCAGCUUUCCAGGCCGACUUUGCAGUGACCGCCAUCCAGCUGAUCCCCACCAGCCCCGUGGCCGGCCAGCCCUUCACCGCCCGCGUCACCGUCACCAACACUGGCGAGAUCGCCUCCGAUCCCUUCAUCGUGGGCGUGUAUGCUGACAAGGCGGCCACCGCCGCGUGCGGCGAAGCGGCUGACAAGACCAACACGACCGGGCCCAUCGCUGUCGGGGCCAGCGCCACCGUCAACUUCGGCCUCACGGCCGGGACAGUUGGCAACAAGACACUGCGGGCCUUCUCGGACCUCUUCUGCAAUCUGCAGGAGAAAUCUGACGUCAAUGACCAGCUGACUCUUCCCUACACUGUCGUCGCCGCCACCCCCGGCACCAACACCACCAACCCUGGCACCAACACCACCACCCCCGGCACCAACACCACCAACCCGGGCACCAACACCACCAACCCCGGCACCAACACCACCAACCCGGGCAACACCACGGUCCCAGCGACCCUCAGCAACCUCGUCGCGUCGGCUCUGGCAAUCACCGGCUACACCGGUCUGCCCGCCACCCUGCUGCCAGGCCAGACGGCCAACCUGACGUUCUUCGUGACGAACGCCGGCAGCGCCGCCUCGGCAGCAACCACCUACGCGCUCUGGCUCAACAAGCUCGUCGCCCCUGUCUGCAACGACGCCGGCGCCACCAUCACCGGCGCUGUGCCCGCGCUCGCGGCGGGCGCGUCGACCCCGAUAACGGUGCCCGUGUCUCUGCCCAGCACGCUGGGCGCCCUCACUGCGCGCCUGAUCGUGGACUUUGCCUGCAGCGUGGCCGAGUCCAACGAGGCCGACAAUGUGGCGGCCCUCGCCUACCAGAUCGCCGCCCCCGUUGGCCCGACCGCCAACCUGGUGAUCAAGUCUCUCCUCGCCGACCCCAGCCUCGCCGCGGGCGUGCCGCUGGGCCAGCUGCUGAACCUCACCAUCGAGGUGCUCAACAACGGCACCGACGUCUCGUCGUCGGCCGCCGUCGUCACCGCCUUCGCUGACAAGCUCGGCACCCCGGCCUGCGGGGAGGCCGGCGACGCCAGCAUCCCCCUGCCCGCGCUGCCCGUGGGCUCGAGCGCCAACGUUACGCUGAGCGUGCCGGCGCCGCUCCUGCUCGGCGCCAAGACGCUCAAGGUGGUGCUCGACGGGAACUGCGCGCUCAUAGAGUCCAGCAAGGCGGACAACGUGGGGUCCCUCCUGUACACUGUGUUGGGCGCCGAUUUCGUGCUGAGCGCCGCAGAGGCCGUGCCUGGCGUGGGAUCCCUGUUGCAGAUCAACGGGCCGUUUGCGCUCAACCUUACCGUCACAAACAUCGGCAACGCCGCAGGCGACCCGGGCUCGCUGGGCGCCUUCCUGGGCAUAACCUCGCCAGCGGCGUGCGGCAGCGCCGCGCUGAACAGCCCUUCGGGCUCCAGCUUCUGGGGGGCCGGCCCGAUCGCCCCCGGCGCCACGGCGACGUCCCUUUUCAACGGGUUCCAGGCUGCGGGCUCUGCCGGCACCUACACCCUCUGGAUCGCUGUCAACUACAUGUGCGUCAUCAAGGAGCCCAACUAUGCCAACAACCAGCUGAACUUCACCUACACACUCACAGCGCCAGUCGUGGGGUAA